AUGUCAAGAAAUUCUUCUGUUGAUGAAGUGUCAGAAAAUACUGGGGAAGCUAACACUAGAAAUGACCCAACACUCGAGUUAAAUAGUUUAUUUAUUGGGACCAUAACUAGCCCCACAACAAGUUCUGCAUGGUUUGUGAGUGUGGGUAUAAAUGGAACACAAGUUCGAUUUAAACUUGACACUGGAGCUGAAGCCAAUGUGUUGCCAUUUAAUGUGUAUUCAAGUCUAAAGAUUAGUACAUCCCUGCAGAAAACUGAUGUGGUUUUAACCUCAUAUGGGAAUUUUAAAGUCAAACCGGAGGGGAAAGUUUUCCUGAGAUGUGUCGUCAAUGGUCAGUCUGAAAUGCUACCAUUCUUUGUUGUUACUGUCCAGUCAACCCCAAUACUAGGUCUGCAGGCAUGUGAGAAAUUAAACCUGGUCAAGAAAGUUAAUGAAGUGGCCCCAUCACCCUCCACUAAAGAACACAUUAUUCAUGAUUACCCAGAGGUGUUUGAAGGGCUUGGCUCCAUGGACGGAGAAUAUCAUAUCGUUGUUGACAAGACUGUCAAGCCUGUCAUCCACCCACCACGAAAGGUUCCCUACAGCAUACUGGGAAAGUUAAAAGAGAAACUUUCGCAGCUUGAAAAAAUUGGUGUUGUGCAGAAAGUUGACAAACCGACUCCAUGGGUUAACAGUCUUGUCAUAGUCGAGAAACGUGAUGGGUCUCUGCGGUUAUGUUUGGAUCCCCGUGAUCUGAAUAAGGCUAUUCAACGGGAGCAUCAUAGAAUUCCCACAGCAGAGGAUAUUGCCACUCGCCUUAGUGGUAAGAAGUUAUUUUCCAUAGUGGAUGAAAAAGAUGGGUUUUGGCAGAUCCACCUAGAUGAAGAAAGUUCCCAUCUCUGCACCUUCAAUACACCCUUUGGUCGCUUCCGCUUCACGAGAUUACCAUUUGGUGUGUGUUCAGCCCCUGAAGUGUUUCAGAAGAAGAAUGAAGCAUUGUUUGGUGAUAUUGAUGGUGUCGAGGUGAUAUUUGAUGACAUAAUUGUGGCAGCGCGGGAUGAAAAAGAGCAUGAUGAAAUUAUGGCAAAGCUGUUGGAAAGAGCAAAAGCAGAAAAUGUUAAAUUCAAUCCAGAAAAGCUUCAGUACAAAGUCAAAGAAGUGAAGUACAUGGGUAACAUUGUAUCUGAAUCGGGUUUGAAGCCAGAUAGCGAGAAAGUUCGUGCAAUCCUGGACAUGCCCUUACCUAAGUCAAAGGAAGAAUUGCGAAGGUUCCUUGGAAUGGUCAAUUUUUUCUCGAAGUUUAUUCCAGGUCAAUCGAGUAGUACUGACCCUCUACGGCAGUUGUUAAAGAAAGAUUCAGUUUGGCACUGGUCCCAUGAACACACUGGUGCAGAAGAACAACUGAAACAGAUCAUCUCAAGUCAGCCUGUCCUGAAAUUUUUUGACUCCUACAAAGCCAGUCAAGUUGCAAGUUGA
Paramuricea clavata is the source of this 1455-nucleotide messenger RNA. The record is from the annotation of a GenBank genome assembly. NCBI's taxonomy places the organism in Eukaryota, Metazoa, Cnidaria, Anthozoa, Malacalcyonacea, Plexauridae.